GUGCAGAGCGCUCCUCCCCUGGCCAGCGCCCGCAGUCGCUCGGGCCUCGCUUUAGGGGCCGGCAUGCAGCCGCCGGGCCAGGCGGAGAUCCACGCCGGGGACCGGCUGAGCGGGGCGGCCGCCCGGGGGGACCUGCCCGAGGUGCGGCGCCUCCUGCAGCACGAGCUGGUGCAUCCCGACGCCCACAACCGCUUCGGCAAGACGGCGCUGCAGGUCAUGAUGUUUGGCAACGUCUUCAUAGCCCAGGAGCUUCUGAAGCAAGGGGCUAGUCCCAACGUCCAAGAUGAGCUGGGCAUGGCCCCCGCCCACGAUGCUGCCCGCACUGGGUUCCUUGAUACCCUGAGCGUCCUGGUGGAACACGGGGCGGAUGUGAAUGUCCCAGAUGCCUCGGGCUCCUUGCCCCUGCAUGUCGCCGUCCGGGAAGGACACGCCGAUAUCGUGCGCUUCUUGGUGUCUCGGUCCAACCUGCGCCACCGAGAUGCUGAGGGACGGACGCCGCUGGAGCUGGCGCGGCACCUGGGGCUGACGGACAUUCAGGGUGUUCUUGAGUAGCCCUUCGGCAGCCUCGACCUGGCCAUUCCUUGGGCCGAAGGGUCAGCAUCAGCACUGAGUCAGCUUGGCAAAGGACUCUCCCUUGAAGAACUCGAGCCCCGGAACAAAGACAGCUUCUCCUGUCCUUCCUACCUCAUGCUCUGCGUUUGUUUCUAUUUAUAUUAUUUUUGUCAGUUUUCUUCACUUGCUUCUGAUUUCUCCUGUUCUGUUGAAUCUUGCCAGUUCCUUGAGAGCUAGAUACCCCUGCUGGUGGACCAUGUGGCUUGCUCUCUACCCCUAUGUGUUGCACACAGAUUGGAUGUGUGGCCCAACCCCCUGCUCUUCUACACUUUCAGAACUUGCUCAGCACCUAUCUGGAUGGAAUUCGAUCUGUCUGUCAUUGCUGAAGUCCCCACCCACCCUGUGCUUUCCUCAGUUCAUGGUAUGUUGUGACAGUUUCCACUGUGCCUCUGCAGAUGGCUAUUCUUGCCUUUCACACAAGUGUUGAAAGCGUGUACUGAAUCUGUUCUAUUUGACUGAAAUGUUUUAAGCUUGGUUUUGGGUUUUUUUUUUUAAAUUGGCAGCUUGUUCCCUGUAAUGAAUUUGUGGAUCUGAGCUAUGUACAUAGAUUUCUAAGGAAGGAAAUUCUUAUUUUUAAUUUAUUGUGAUUUGCAAGGGUUUGUUUUAUGGAAUGAUUAAUUUACUUAUUAAAAAAAAACAUGACAUCUGUGGCUUAUUGGA
This is a messenger RNA of Heteronotia binoei (common prickly gecko), 1272 nucleotides long. It is a transcript of the gene CDKN2D, whose product is annotated as cyclin dependent kinase inhibitor 2D. Gene Ontology annotation, biological process: negative regulation of cell population proliferation; regulation of cyclin-dependent protein serine/threonine kinase activity. The record is from RefSeq and is a predicted model, not a curated record. The transcript has 2 exons. Gene Ontology annotation, molecular function: cyclin-dependent protein serine/threonine kinase inhibitor activity; protein kinase binding. Bases 64 to 552 code for a protein of 162 amino acids. NCBI's taxonomy places the organism in Eukaryota, Metazoa, Chordata, Lepidosauria, Squamata, Gekkonidae. Gene Ontology annotation, cellular component: nucleus.